CAUAUAUCCAAACCGAGUACAUUUGACGUGCCUCGGAAACAGAAAAAUUCAAACAUUCAUUUCGGCUGGAUUUAGCUUUCAAUAUGAAUCCUGGGUUCUCCUCUUAUAAGCAGUUCUAGAUAAAAGAACAAGAAACAAGAAAAAUCUGGAUUGUUAGUGCUAGUUGAACUUGUCGAUCUCUUGUAUUACUUGACAUGGGCUUAUUGUCUGUUAGUUUAUUAACUAUAGAGUAUUCGAAGCUGCAACAUAUCUGCAUUCGUAUCUUCCUAGAAUUUUUUUGAGCUUAGUCUUUACCUUCCAGCUGUUUAGUCGCAGUUCUUCAAUGAAUUUUGCUAUCAUGUUAGUGCGCUUAAUGUAUUAUAGUGUCGGAAGAUAUAUUCUCCACAGAAAUUUAAUUUUCAGUUGUUUUAUAGUAAGAUGGCGUCAGCUAGCUGUGGAAUUUCAGUAAUAUAUUGAGCCCUUGGAGCUGUAGAGUUUUUUGGCUUACCAAGCCGAAAAGAUGGCCUUGGCUACUUCUGGGAAUGUGGUUCUAGGCUCCCUUGCUUUCGCAAUCUUCUGGGUUUUGGCUGUUUUCCCUGCAGUUCCUUUUCUACCAAUUGGGAGGACUGCAGGGUCCCUCCUGGGGGCCAUGCUGAUGGUUAUAUUCCAAAUCAUAACUCCAAAUCAAGCAUAUGCUGCAAUUGAUCUCCCAAUACUUGGUCUCCUCUUUGGGACAAUGCUUGUCAGUGUCUAUCUCGAAAGGGCUGAUAUGUUCAAGUACUUGGGAAAGUUGCUCUCAUGGAAGAGUAAAGGAGCAAAGGACUUAAUUUUUCGAAUCUGCCUAAUUUCUGCCAUUUCAAGUGCGCUUUUCACUAAUGAUACCUCCUGCGUAGUUUUGACUGAGUUUGUUUUGAAAAUUGCGAGGCAACAUAAUCUCCCACCUCAUCCUUUCCUUCUUGCUCUGGCGUCUAGUGCGAAUAUUGGGUCUUCAGUAACUCCAAUUGGCAACCCCCAAAACUUGGUUAUAGCUGUUCAGAGUAAGAUAUCUUUCGGGAAUUUUCUAAUCGGCAUUCUCCCUGCGAUGCUCUUGGGAGUUUUUGCCAACAGUCUAAUUCUUAUAUGCAUGUACUGGAGGUUGCUAUCUAUUCCAAAAGAUGAAGAAGAUGCGGCUAUAGAAGUUGUUGCGGAGGAGGACCUGAAUUCUCAUCGCUUUUCACCAGCCACCAUGUCACAUUUUACAUCCUCGAGUUCUCAGGAAUGGAAGUCUACAAUGGAAGCUAUAAAUGUGCAAAGUCCUCCCGACAUAAAUAGGAGCAUGGGCCACGUCGAGACCAUUAGAAACCGAUUAACUCCCAGUGAGAAUGAUAUCCACAGUGUCCAUAGUGAUAUGUUGGAGUCCGCGAGAAAUUCUAAUGCAUCAAAAGAAGUGGCAAAUGAUGCAUCUUCUCAGAAAAGGGAAGAAACCACUACUUCACACAAUGCUGCAUCAGUGGAGAGACUAAGAGACGCACUUUCUGUACAGUCUUCAGAAGGGAAGGAAGAUUUGACCUUGAGAUGGAGAAGGAUGUGGAAGUCAUGCGUUUACCUUGUCACGAUAGGGAUGUUGAUUGCUUUGCUUAUGGGUCUGAAUAUGUCAUGGACUGCAAUUACUGCUGCACUUGCUCUCGUGGUUCUUGAUUUCAAGGAUGCUAGGCCAUGCCUUGCAAAGGUCUCCUAUUUGCUUUUAAUUUUCUUCUGCGGAAUGUUUAUCACGGUUGAUGGCUUCAACAAAACUGGCAUCCCAAGUACGCUAUGGGACUUAAUGGAACCCUAUGCACAAAUUGAUCGGGUUAGUGGGAUAGCAGUCCUGGCCAUUAUCAUUCUCAUCUUGUCAAAUUUGGCUUCAAACGUACCAACUGUUCUCUUGCUUGGAGGAAGAGUGGCAGCAUCUGCAGCUACAAUUUCCGCGGCUGAUGAGAAAAAGGCAUGGCUUAUUUUAGCUUGGGUCAGCACGAUAGCUGGGAACCUCUCAUUAUUAGGAUCAGCUGCCAACUUAAUAGUGUGUGAACAGGCUCGCCAAGCUGAUCCACACCUUGGGUACACUUUAUCCUUUUGGAGCCAUCUCAAAUUUGGAGUACCCUCGACUCUUAUAGUCACCGCUGUUGGUUUGGCACUUAUAAGAUGACUUUGACGAUCACAAGAAUUUGGAUAUUUUGUGUGUAUAAAAAAGUGUAAAUGUAGAUUGUCUCAGACUUGAGCGACCAAUAAUGUGAAUUGUGCACAAAUAUUGUUCAAUA
Messenger RNA from Juglans microcarpa x Juglans regia, 2255 nucleotides. RefSeq names its product silicon efflux transporter LSI2. NCBI's taxonomy places the organism in Eukaryota, Viridiplantae, Streptophyta, Magnoliopsida, Fagales, Juglandaceae. Gene Ontology annotation, biological process: transmembrane transport. The record is from RefSeq and is a predicted model, not a curated record. Gene Ontology annotation, cellular component: membrane. The transcript has 3 exons. Bases 500 to 2143 code for a protein of 547 amino acids.